Aspergillus mulundensis is the source of this 1701-nucleotide messenger RNA. Its product is annotated as putative NADPH oxidase (NoxA). Gene Ontology annotation, cellular component: plasma membrane; NADPH oxidase complex. The record is from RefSeq and is a predicted model, not a curated record. The transcript is spliced from 3 exons. Lineage: Eukaryota; Fungi; Ascomycota; Eurotiomycetes; Eurotiales; Aspergillaceae. Gene Ontology annotation, molecular function: superoxide-generating NAD(P)H oxidase activity. Bases 1 to 1701 code for a protein of 566 amino acids. Gene Ontology annotation, biological process: superoxide anion generation; defense response.
AUGGGCCGUUAUCCGCUAAAGUCCUACGUUGCUCCCUCAAAGAUAUUCUUCUAUACUUGGUUCUGGGGCGCGCACAUUGCCAUAUUUGCAUACGGAUGGUACUACCAAGCAAGUAGCAAGCCUUUGGCACCGCUGAAUGCACUUUCCUAUUCAGUUUGGAUCUCGCGAGGCGCCGGCCUGGUACUGACGGUCGAUGGAACACUUAUCCUGUUACCGAUGUGCAGGAAUAUUGUCAAAUUUCUUCGCCCCAAGCUACGAUGGCUACCGCUCGACGAGAACAUAUGGUUUCAUCGCCAGGUGGCCUAUGCGACUCUCGUAUUUACCAUUCUCCACACUGCUGGUCACUACGUCAAUUUUUACAAUAUCGAGAAAAAGCAGCUGCGACCCGAGACAGCUUUACAAAUACACUAUACUCAAGCCGGCGGAGUCACUGGGCACGUAAUGCUGUUUUGCAUGAUGCUCAUGUAUACGACAUCCCAUCACCGGAUUCGCCAACAGUCGUUUGAGACCUUCUGGUACACGCAUCACCUGUUCAUCCCAUUCCUGCUGGCUCUCUAUACCCAUGCAACAGGUUGUUUUGUUAGGGAUAGCGCGGAGCCAUACUCACCUUUUGCUGGAGAACAGUUCUGGAACCAUUGCCUCGGAUACCAUGGCUGGAGAUGGGAGCUUGUGGCGGGGUUCUUCUACUUGUGCGAACGUCUAUGGCGCGAGAUCCGAGCACUACGUGAAACGGAGAUUGUCAAAGUCAUCCGCCAUCCAUACGGCAAGUCAUUCCUUCCAUUACCCAUGUACAUUAUACUAACGACCGCAGACGCAAUGGAAAUCCAGUUCCGCAAACCAAGCUUCAAGUACAAAGCCGGACAGUGGCUCUUCAUCCAAGUCCCCGAAGUCUCAAACACCCAAUGGCACCCCUUCACCAUCACCUCCUGCCCCUUCGACGAAUACGUCAGCAUCCACGUCCGACAAGUCGGCGACUUCACCCGCGCCCUCGGUGACGCCCUCGGAUGCGGUCCCGCACAAGCCCGCGACCUCGAAGGCCUCGACCCCAUGGGCAUGUACGAAGUCGCGCUGCAGAACGGCCAACAAAUGCCCAAGCUCCGCGUCGACGGCCCCUACGGCGCGCCCGCAGAAGACGUCUUCGAGAACGAAAUCGCCGUCCUCAUCGGCACAGGCAUCGGCGUGACGCCGUGGGCCUCCAUCCUCAAAAACAUCUGGCAUCUCCGCGCCUCCCCAAACCCACCCCGGCGUCUCCGCCGUGUCGAAUUCAUCUGGGUCUGCAAGGACACGACCUCAUUCGAGUGGUUCCAAGCCCUCCUUUCGUCCCUGGAAGCCCAGUCCGCUUCCGACGCCGCCUACGAGGGGAUCUCCGAGUUCCUGCGCAUCCACAUCUACCUCACACAGCGCCUCGACCAGGAUACAACCGCCAACAUCUACCUCAACUCCGUCGGCCGCGAACUCGACCCGCUCACCGAACUCAAGAGCAGGACCAACUUCGGUCGCCCGGACUUCAAGCGGCUGUUCACGGCCAUGCGGAACGGGCUGCAGGAUCAAUCCUACAUGCGCGGAUUGCACACGCACUCGAAGACAGAGAUCGGUGUGUACUUCUGUGGUCCGAAUGUUGCCGCCCGCCAGAUCAAAGCUGCUGCGUCGUCUGCGUCAACGAGCGAGGUCAGGUUCAAGUUCUGGAAGGAACACUUCUGA